Messenger RNA from Gadus macrocephalus (Pacific cod), 1727 nucleotides. Its product is annotated as E3 ubiquitin-protein ligase TRIM35-like. The record is from RefSeq and is a predicted model, not a curated record. Lineage: Eukaryota; Metazoa; Chordata; Actinopteri; Gadiformes; Gadidae. Gene Ontology annotation, molecular function: zinc ion binding.
GACCAAUUUCUGAGCAAUUAUUCUUAAGGCCUCAAAAAGCUUAGCAGCGGCCCUGCCCCCGCCCCCCAUUAGGUGGUAGAGAAGUGGACGGCGUGACACCAUUUUGUGCACGACACAUGCCAUAUAGGCCUAUAGUUUCCCAGAAUCACUACUUAAAGUGAAAAGAACAGAGAGGAAGUGGGAGAUAAUUAUAUUGUUUGUUUUGGAUUCACUCUGUGACUACAAUGGCGUACACAUCAUCCCUAAAUGAUCAUCUGUCCUGUUCUGUUUGCUGUGACAUCUUUGAAGACCCGGUAAUCCUAUCGUGUAGUCACAGUUUCUGCAAAGGCUGUCUGCAGAGUUGGUGGACGAAGAAACAGGAACAAAAGUGUCCACUUUGCAAGAGGAGAUCUUCAAAGACCGAACCACCCAGGAACACCGCUCUGAAGAACCUGUCGGAGGCCUUUCAGCGGGAGAACGUGGAUCUCUGCGCUCUGCACGGUGAGAAACUCAAGCUCUUCUGUCGAGAUGACCUGGAGACGGCGUGUGUCAUCUGUCGACAUUCAGAAAAACACGCCAAGCACCGAUUCCUUCCUGUGGAUGAAGCUGCCACGAUCCACAAGGAAGCAAUUCAGAAAUUACUAAAACCACAGAAGGAGAAGUUAGAGGAGCACAUUAAUAUCCAGGCCACGCACACCGAGAAACAGAUUCAAAAGGAGUUUGAGAAGCUUCAACAGUUUCUCAAAGAUGAAGAGAAGUCCAGGAUCACUGCGCUGAGAGGCGAACAGAAGUUGAAAGGUAAGAAGAUAAAGAAGGAGAUUGAGGAGCUGUCGAAGCAGAUAAAAACCAUUUCGCACACAGUCACCGAGACGGAGCAGCAGCUGGGGGCUGGAGACAUUUCCUUCCUGCAGAAGUUCAAGGCUACAAGAGAGAAAGUAGCUCAGCCCCGACCCUCGCCAGCUCUACCCAAGGGAGCGCUGUUGGACGUGGCCAAACACCUGGGCAACCUGGCCUCCGUCUGGAAGAAGCUGGGGGAGAACGUCUCCUACUUUCCUGUGAUCCUGGACCCCAACACCGCCGGCCCCGAUCUCCACCUGUCUGAGGACCUGACCAGCGUGAGAUGUGGAGCGAGACAGCAGCUCCCUGAGAACCCAGAGAGGCUGAAGUAUGGCGUGCUGGGAUCUGAGCCACUUAAAUCAGGGACCUACACCUGGCAGGUAAAGGUGAGAGGCAGCGCUCAGUGGGACCUGGGCGUUAGCAUGGGUCUCAACCAGCCACCAGGAUCGAGGUCGUCUGAGGUGCAGAUACCAGGCAGCAUCCAUGUUGUUAAGUGUUAUAAAAUAGGGUUACAUAACGGUAGAUACAGAUCAGCGUCAUCACAUCAUUCUGGAGGAUGGGUUGAUCUUCACCGAGCGAGGCAGAAGUCACCCUUUAUCAGAAUGGGGUGGAAUACUACGAACGCUUCUGGUAUAGUGUCUUUCACUGAUCCUGAAGCCAACAAGAAAAUACUCUCAUUGGAGGUCCCAUCAUUGGUUGUACCAUUCAUCAAUACCACUGAUACGGUUAUUUUGAAGAUUUCCCCAGGGAAGGAGCUGUAACAGUGGGGCCUUGGAGUUAGGAACCAUGUGAGUGUACCUGUAGGCUACUGCUCUUAUUUUUUGUGUUCUAAACCAUAUUCUGUAUUGUCCUUGGUGAAUCCGUAAGCGAUGAUAAACAGAACAAGAAUUUAAUAAAUACAUCUAAAGACA